This is a messenger RNA of Mesitornis unicolor (brown roatelo), 790 nucleotides long. RefSeq names its product ornithine decarboxylase antizyme 2-like. NCBI's taxonomy places the organism in Eukaryota, Metazoa, Chordata, Aves, Mesitornithiformes, Mesitornithidae. Gene Ontology annotation, molecular function: ornithine decarboxylase inhibitor activity. The record is from RefSeq and is a predicted model, not a curated record. Gene Ontology annotation, biological process: positive regulation of protein catabolic process. Gene Ontology annotation, cellular component: cytoplasm; nucleus.
UAGUAUUUUACCUUUGAGUAACUGUCCCCAGCUGCAGUGCUGCAGGCACAUCGUUCCAGGGCCUCUGUGGUGCUCCGAUGCCCCUCACCCACUGUCGAAGAUCCCCGGUGGGCGAGGGGGUAGCAGGGAUCCUUCUCUUUCAGCUCUGAUAUAUAAGGACGAGAAGAUCACUGUUAACCAAGAUGUCCCAGUGCACGAAGGGAAGCCUCAUAUUGUCCACUUCCAUUACAAGGUCACAGAGGUGAAGACCUCCUCCUGGGAUGCAGUGCUCUCUAACCAGAGCCUCUUUGUGGAAAUCCCUGAUGGAUUAUUAGCUGAUGGAAGCAAAGAAGGGUUAUCAGCACUGCUGGAGUUUGCUGAAGAAAAAAUGAAAGUAAACUAUGUCUUUAUUUGCUUCAGAAAAAGCAGAGAAGAUAGAGCUCCACUUCUGAAGACAUUCAGCUUCUUGGGCUUUGAAAUCGUGAGGCCUGGUCACCCCUCUGUCCCGUCGCGGCCAGAUGUGAUGUUCAUGGUGUAUCCCCUGGAUCAGAACUCUUCCUCUGAUGAAGAAUAGCUGCAGCGGGGGAACCCAGCGUGACCUGAAAAUGCUGUUGAGGGGAGAGAGGGUUCCAUCUCCUUUCUUGAGGAAAGGGAAAACAAGCUUCUGUUGGACUGAAACUGCAUUUCUCAUUGUUAGAUUGGCCUGUGUAUCCUCAGAGUUGACUAUCUCAUUGAAAUGUGUUGCCUAGAGAACUAUAUAUACACACAUGUAAUCACCAAAUAGUAAAUGGAAGAUGUUUAUGAACUGGCA